Molecule: messenger RNA, 1014 nt
Organism: Pecten maximus
Lineage: Eukaryota; Metazoa; Mollusca; Bivalvia; Pectinida; Pectinidae
Exons: 3
Coding region: 1-1014 (337 amino acids)
Source: RefSeq, a predicted model, not a curated record
AUGAAAACGCAAAUACACAACAACAAGUCCAGGACAGGCCGGAACGAUAUUCCUAGAACACCAGCCCACUACAACAAUUCCGGGACAGACCGUAACGACAGUCCCAGAAUACCAGUCCACGACAACAAGCCCGGGACAGGCCGAAACGACAUUCCCAGAACACCAGUCCACGACAACAAGUCCAGACAGGCCGUAACGACAGUCCCAGAACACCAGUCCACGACAACAAGUCCAGGACAGGCCGUAACGACAAUCCGAGAACACCAGUCCACGACAACAAGUCAAGGACAGGCCGGCAUGACACUCCGAGAACACCAGUCCACGACAACAAGUCAAGGACAGGCCUCCAAGAACACCAGUCCACGACAACAAGUCCAGGACAGGCCGGAACGACAGUCCCAGAACACCAGUCCACGACAACAAGUCAGAUCAGGCCGUAACGACAGUCCGAGAACACCAGUCCACGACAACAAGUCCAGGACAGGCCGGAACGACAGUCCCAGAACACCAGUACACGACAACAAGUCAAGACAGGCCGAAACGACAUUACCAGAACACCAGUCCACGAUAACAAGUCCAGACAGGCCGAAACGACAUUACCAGAACACCAGUCCACGACAACAAGUCCAGACAGGCCGAAACGACAUUACCAGAACACCAGUCCACGACAACAAGUCCAGACAGGCUGAAACGACAUUACCAGAACACCAGUCCACGACAACAAGUCCAGGACAGGCCGGCAUGACACUCCGAGAACACCAGUCCACGACAACAAGUCCAGACAGGCCGAAACGACAUUACCAGAACACCAGUCCACGACAACAAGUCCAGGACAGGCCAGAUGGCUUCAUCAAAGCUAUGUACUUCGAGAAGAAGAAACAACAGGAAAACCAAGCUACAUAUGCCACAUCUGUACGGAAACGCACACAUCGGAAUCGUCGCUGGCACGACACGCCAGGAAACAUGAUGGUAUCAAACACCAAUGCUGUCACUUCGGGAAAUCAUUCACUCUAG